GAUUCCUGCGCGCGCUGGGAGGCCACCGGCUGAGCGGUUUCCGGCGGCGCGGCCUGUACUCGCUGUCAUGUGGGCUCUCGCUGUGUUCUUGCUGCUGGUGACGGCGUUCUUGUGGAUUCGGAGGCCGCAGCGACCGUCCAACUUUCCGCCGGGCCCUCCAACAUUUCUCAUCUUUGGCAAUAUUUGGACGGUGAUUGACUGGAUUCGGGGCCAGUUUCAUGCCAGCAUGAACCAUUGUCAGCACGACUUUGGGGAUCUUCUUGGCUUCGUGCUUCCAACGGGUGACAAGAUUGUGCACGUUCGCAAGUAUGAAGACAUCAAAGAGGCCUGCGCGAUGCACGAGCUGUCUGGAAGACCGAACAGAUUUGCUGUGCUAGUCCGCAGCUUCCAACAAAAGUUGGGUGUCAUCAUGAGCGAAGGCCCUGCCUGGGUAGAGCACAGGCGCUUUGCUUUGAGGCACCUGAGGGAUUUGGGCUUCGGGAAAAACUCCAUGGAGUCGACAGUAUUGAACGAAUUCGAAGAGCUCUCCCAGGAGAUGACACGUGACAUUGAUGCACCGAUGAAAGUUAACUUCCGCUUUAACUUGACGGUGCUGAACAUACUCUGGAGACUGGUCGCCGACAAGCGGCUGGAGAGUAGUGAUCCCAAGGCCCAACACUACAUCGCGACGGUCAACGAAUUCUUCACUACCAUCGGUCCUGGUAACCCGAUGAAUCUGGCGCCGUGGCUGCGUCACAUCGCCCCCGAGUGGAGCGGCUACAGGCCGCUGAUCCGACAUCGCGAGACCACGGUCGGCAUGUUCCGCGAGGUGGUCCACGAGCAUCGGCAGACGCUGGACCGCUCCAGUCCCCGUGACUUCAUCGACCAGUUCCUGCUGGAGAUGGAGAAGCCAGACGCUGAGGCUCGCCUCUUCACCGAACGCAACCUGUCCAUCAUCGGCAUGGACUUGUUCAUCGCCGGCAUGGAGACGACGUCUACUUCUCUGAGCUGGGCAUUGCUCUUCAUGGUCAAGUAUCCGGAGUUGCAGAAUCGCGUACAGCGCGAGAUCGACGCUGUUCUCGGCGGAUGUCCGCCGACCUACGGCGACCGCACACGCAUGCCGUACACUGAAGCCACGCUGAUGGAGGUGAUGCGGCGUUCCAACGUCCUCCCUAACGCAGUGGCGCACAGUGCACUGAGCGACAUCUCGUUCCGCGGCUACACCAUUCCCAAAGGCACCACGGUGAUUAUGCACCUGCACAUGGUGCACAUGGACCCGGAGUACUGGGGUGACCCGGAGGCGUUCAGGCCCGACCGGUUCCUGCACGCGGACGGCAGCGUGCGCCGUGAUGAGCGGCUCAUCCCGUUCGGCAUCGGGAAGAGGUUCUGCCUGGGAGAGACGCUGGCGCGCAUGGAGAUGUUCAUGCUCUUCACCUGCCUGCUGCAGCGUUUCAUCUUCACCGCCGUCCCGGGGCAGAAACUCUCGCUGGAGGCCAGGUUCGCGGUCGUGCUGCAGCCUCCCGAGUUCUUUGUGACCUACAAGCCGCGUGAUUAGCCCCUAUGAUGUACAAGCCGCGUGACUAGCCUUUGUGACCUACAAGCCGCGCGACUGUCCUUGUGACCUAGAAGCCGCGUGACUAGCUUACAUGACCUACAAGCCGCGUGACUAGCCUUUAUGACCUACAAACCGCGCGACUAGCCUUUGUGACCUAUAAUCUGCGUGAAUAGCCCUUGUGACCUAAAAGCCACGGACUGGCUUUAUAACCUACAAGCCUUUGUGACCAAAAAGCCACGUAACUGGCCUGAUGGCCUACAAGCUGCGUGACUAGCCUUUGUGACCUAAAAGCCACGUAACUGGCCUGAUGGCCUACAAGCGGCGUGACUAGCCUUUAUGACUUACAAGCCGCAUGACUAGCGAUGAGGUGGCGGCUGUGCACCUGCUUGAGCACCUUGGUAGUCUGGGUGCCAUGUAAUACUAGCAUGUCUGCCUCCCACAUUGUUCUUUCGUCUCCAUCACCAAACGGCAGAUAGGGUCGGUGGUGUCCUUCGCCCUCACCAGCAUAUUGCUAUAAUGCCCGCCUAAAUUACACGUGGUGUAAUAACGUAGAGUUCAAAAGCGGCGAAGGCAUUAAAAUAGACCAGCGCAUGUGUGGGUAAUGCCGCACCAUACGCAUUCCAUGAUUUGUGCCGUCGUCUCACCAUCUGGAUUAUUGUCAUCGGGGUAUGGGCAGAUCUGAUGUGGUGUGAGUUGUCUCUGUCUCUGUCU
Pollicipes pollicipes is the source of this 2245-nucleotide messenger RNA. Its product is annotated as methyl farnesoate epoxidase. The coding region runs from base 68 to 1534 and encodes 488 amino acids. Gene Ontology annotation, cellular component: intracellular membrane-bounded organelle; cytoplasm. Lineage: Eukaryota; Metazoa; Arthropoda; Thecostraca; Pollicipedomorpha; Pollicipedidae. The transcript has 2 exons. Gene Ontology annotation, biological process: xenobiotic metabolic process. The record is from RefSeq and is a predicted model, not a curated record. Gene Ontology annotation, molecular function: heme binding; oxidoreductase activity, acting on paired donors, with incorporation or reduction of molecular oxygen, reduced flavin or flavoprotein as one donor, and incorporation of one atom of oxygen; iron ion binding.